AUGUUUAAAAGGAUCUUGCCCUGCGGGCCAAUCCUCUUAGUCCUCGGCAUCUCUGUUGGUUCUGCAGAUGUUCAAGCCUUAGGGAAGUUGGGUGCUGCAGGCCUAGCAGAUGCGCAUGUAGGCUUGCUGCACCCUCAAUCGGGUAGUUCUCUUCCUGCCAAUCCUUCAAUGGGAUCGAAGGGUCCAGAAGAUUCAAUAUUUCUUCAGUAUGAGCGGCUUCCUUCGGAGGAUACUGGCAGCAUAAGGAGCAGCAGGACGAGCAGCACAGCCAGCAGCAUAGGUAGCAUAGGUGGCUGGAGUACCUCCAGGGGCUCUACGGCAUCAACUUACUUGUCUGCUUCUUCCUACACCGGCUCUACAGGCACGCCGGAGGAUCCAUCUGUUGUCACGCCUGAGCAAGGCGAGGGAGGGGCUUACGAUGGGUUUGCUGGUGAUACAAUGUGCGCUGCAGAUGCCUUCCUGCAGCAGGUGCAGGAACGUAUAACAAGGACGACGCUACACGCCAUCCAGUCUCCUGCCGAGUACUGUGCUGGAGAAGGAGAGGAAACGAGUUUCUGCCAAACCAUCAGAGAAUAUGCAGCAGCAGUUCGCUCCAUCGGAGAUAUUGAAUGUGUCCCAUCGAGAGUGCUGGAAAAACCAGAAAAAAAAAAGAAAAAAUUUUCUCUGCUACAAUUAGAUACAAAGACUGCACAACAAGUUGCCACGGGAGAAAGAGGAAAUGUAGAGGAAAUAGCAAAGGCGGCAGAGACGGUGUAUAGAGUGCAAGCAGUACUACAAUUGUAUGUAUUAACAACAACAGCAAAGGUAUUACUACAUAACCUACAAGCAAAGAUAGGAGCAAGCACAGAUCAAUUAAUAAUAUCUAUGGGGGAUGUUUAUUCAUUUCUUAUGAAUAGUUUAUCUAGUCCAUUAACAAUUGCUUAUCAUUUAUUAGAUAUAGUAAUAGAAUUAAUAGGGGAAAUAUUAGAGAAAAUAACAAAAGAAAGAAAAGAUUCAACUAUUCAUCUAUCUAAUGGAUUCAUGAUUCUUACAGAUAUAGAAACAUUAUGCAAAGAAGUUGCGCAACGUAAAGCAGAAUUAACAGCAAAAUUAGAGAAAAGUGCACAAGAAAUUGAUCAACAAAUACAAGAAGAAAUACAAUUACCUCUGCAUGCACGAAUAAGUCCUGAAUUACAACAAACUAUUGUUAGUCGUGUUCUCUUUGCUAUUAAUAACACCGCAAGUAGCUCAUUCAAGGUAUCCACCUCUAUUGUACAAGGAGGAGGGGGGCCCCCUCCACCUUCUGCUACUCCUCCUAUGCAUCCUGGAUAUGUUAUGAGAUUUAGUUCCGGUGCAGCAGGGGCCCCCCCUACAGGGGCCCCUCCAACAGGAGGUUUCGCUGGAGAAUUUGGUGCAGCAGCACAACCACCAACAGGAAGAGGAGCAGCAGCAGCAGCAGCAGCAGCACCAGGAGUAGCAGCAGGUGCAGUACCAACGAUGUACCCUAGAGUACAGGUAAUCUAUGAGGGAGAGGGCCCCCCUCCCACUCCUAUCCCAGGGGGGCCCCCAGGGGGCCCCCCAGGGGGCCCCCCAGGGGGUAUUCCUCCCCAGUUUACUCUAUUUCAGGGUCUAGAAGACGUUGAAUUAUCCGCAAGAAAAAAAGAAGCAGAAGGAAUAAAAGAUUUAGGUGCAAGAUUAGCAAAAGGGAGAAGAGAAGGAGGAGUUACUUUUCAUAGUGGUGUUGCUGAAUAUAUAACAACAUCAAGAGGAACAGAGGCAGAUAUAUGUAGUGUAGGUAUAAAUGUAUUUCCUCGUACAAAAGAAGAAGAAAGAUUAGGUAUUUACCCUAGAGAUAUAGGAAGAAGAACAGUAAAUGCAGCUAAUUAUCUAUUUACUCAUCAUUUACAAGAAGGAAUACAAAAAGAAGAAAAAAUAACAAAAGGCGGCUUCUUUGCUACACCAGAAGAUAUAGAGAAACACGUCAAGGCAAUUUGGGAUAUACAAAAAAAAGUAUUAUUGAAUAAUAUUUCUCCUGCUCCUUCUUAUAAUGAAUUAACAAGUACAGGUUGUUUAUCUGUUAAUGAGGAUAUGCGUAGAUUAUUUCUUCUUAAUUAUACAGAUAGACAUUUAUUUACAUUAAUUAAUCAGGAUCCUAUUCUUAAAGAAAGAUUAAGAAAAAGGGUUGAUUUACUUGUUCAACAUGGUAUUCUUCCUUCUAUGGAUGAUGAUUUAGAUAAGAAAGUUGGCGGACAAAUAGACAAAACUUUAUCUGCUUAUUUACAUACAGGUAUGCAUAAGUAUAAAUAA
This is a messenger RNA of Eimeria maxima, 2286 nucleotides long. RefSeq lists its product as hypothetical. The record is from RefSeq and is a predicted model, not a curated record. The coding region runs from base 1 to 2286 and encodes 761 amino acids. NCBI's taxonomy places the organism in Eukaryota, Apicomplexa, Conoidasida, Eucoccidiorida, Eimeriidae. The transcript is spliced from 12 exons.